Molecule: messenger RNA, 1005 nt
Organism: Naumovozyma dairenensis CBS 421
Lineage: Eukaryota; Fungi; Ascomycota; Saccharomycetes; Saccharomycetales; Saccharomycetaceae
Gene: BMT6
Product: 25S rRNA (uracil2843-N3)-methyltransferase
Exons: 1
Coding region: 1-1005 (334 amino acids)
Source: RefSeq, a predicted model, not a curated record
AUGAGUAGACGUAGUAAGAAUGGACAAUUACCAAUUCAUAAUGAUGAAACACUCCCACCUCAAGAGAUAAUAGAUUUAUUCAAGAUCAUAUUUAAUGACGAACUAUACAAAUCUGAUGAAACUUUUGAAAAACUUUUAGCUGAUGUACAAAUAGUUAAAUCAGAUUUGUAUAAUAGAGAUUAUAUUAAUGCAUUCAAUAAUGAUAUCAAGAGAAUUGCUUAUUGUUGUAGAUGGUCACCAUCGAGAGCUACAAGUUAUUCUUCAUUAUUUGCUCAUCUUGAUGAAGUUGUUCAUGUUAUCAAAUGCAAAGAUAUGGAAGACCAAUCUGUUCUAUGUAUUGGUGGAGGUGCUGGGAGUGAAUUCAUUGCUAUUGCCAGUAUGUUCACCACAUCGAGAGAAUUGACCUCAAAAUAUGCGACUAAAAAUAAAGACAAAGAUGAAGAUGAUGAAAAUGAACAAGACGAUGCGGAUGCAUCGAGGAAAACAACUUUGAAUUUGCAAUUGGUAGAUAUUGCCAAUUGGGACACUAUUAUCAAGAGAAUCAAUGAUACAAUCUCAGAUAAGUGGUUAUAUAACAAUGAACAUGAAUAUUUUAAUGUUAAAUUUACAGAGAAUGAUAUUUUAAAGAUGAGUUCUAAAGAAUUGAAUCUGCCGAGUUUAAAUCUAAUAACUUUAUUAUUCACUACCAAUGAAUUAUUUUCAGAACAUAAAGCUGAAAGUAUUAGAUUCUUACAAAAACUAAAUAGUGAUUGUCAAUCAGGUUGUCUCUUAUUGAUUGUGGAGAGUGCAGGUAGUUUUUCUCAUAUUACUAUUGGAACUAAAAAAUUCCCCAUUCAAUUUUUAAUCGAUACUGUUCUAGUUGGUAAAAGGGGUGAAGAACGUCAUGGAUCAUGGGAAAUUAUUGCACAGAAUGAUAGUAUUUGGUAUAGAGGAGAUACUAGUUUAGAUUAUCCCAUUAAGUUGGAAAAUAUGAGAUUCUUUUAUAGAUUAUACAGAAAGAAAUAG